CACCCAUCUCCCCCCCCUCUCCUCCCGCUCUGGUCUUCAGUCUUCGCUUUCUCUGCAGCGAAGAAUCAAACGCGUCUCUCGGUCCACGGCCGGUGCGAGAGGCCGAAACCCUAAGAAGAAAGCCUCGAUCUCGCCGGAGCGUGCGAUCUCCGACGAGUCUCCUUCCGUGAGGGGCCCCCCUCCCAUUUCCGAGCCUCGAUUGAUUCGCCUCGCGGCAAAUGCUCUCGAGCUAGAAUCGGCCGGGUUCGGGCUCCUUUGCAGGCGGAGAGAGGAUUGACUUCGAGAGGUGGGGGCGAACAUGUACAAGAACCAGCUGCAGGAGCUGGCGCAGAGGAGCUGCUUCAACCUGCCCUCCUACGCGUGCAUCAGGGAAGGUCCCGACCACGCCCCUCGCUUCAAGGCCACCGUCAACUUCAACGGCGAGAACUUCGAGAGCCCCAGCUACUGCUCCACCCUCCGCCAGGCCGAGCACUCCGCCGCCGAGGUCGCCCUCCACUCCCUCGCCACUCGCGGCCCUUCUCACUCCCUCGCCGCUCGAAUCCUCGAUGAGACGGGGGUUUAUAAAAACCUCUUACAGGAGAUUGCACAAAGAGUUGGAGCUCCAUUGCCACAAUAUUUUACAUUUCGAUCAGGCCUAGGCCACCUGCCUGUGUUUACAGGCAGGGUAGAGUUAGCUGGAAUCAUUUUCACUGGAGAACCUGCCAAGACGAAGAAACAAGCAGAAAAGAAUGCAGCAAUGGCAGCUUGGUCGUCUCUGAAGCAAUUGUCGAAAGAAACUGCUAGUACAUCAUCUGAGACAGAGAACAAUGAUGAGCUGGAGCAGAUAACGAUAGCACGAGCUUUACUAAACUAUCGUUCGAAGGAGAAGGCAGCAUUGGCUAACUCCCCCAGCGGCUCCAUACCAUUCGCGAAGAAGUUUCAAAUUCAAAAUCUAAGAGCAACUAGCCCACAACCUCCACCUGUCACCACAUCAAAGAUCCUUCCUCUAUUUUUCCAAAAAGCAGCUUCUCAAGUCAGACCUUCACCGACAUCCGCAAAUGAUAGGCCCUUGCCAGUUCCAAGGAAUCCAUCUGCGGAAGCUCUUGGGGCCCGCCUGCAGAAGUUCCCAGCUGCUGGAGCUGUUCCUUACAUCCCCAUUCAGCAGUUUAGGGCACCAUGCCGUGGUAUUGCACCCCCAGUGGCAAUAAGGACUGUAACACCAGUAUACGCUGCUCCCCUCCGUCCACCGCCUUCAGCGAGAUUGCCAGCUCCGGUCAUGCAGGCAUCACCCGUGGGAGUGGCCCCACCUGUCUGUACCGGGCAAGCUGUGCCUGUAUUUGCUGCACCACCGGCCCAGAGGGAGAAUCCUCCAAUGGUUUACAAAGAACCUCCUUUUACUUCUAUCAUUUCAUGUGAUGGGUCUCUCCCUAUUGUGGAGGAAAGGAAGAGUGCACCUGCCAAGCAGCAGCAAGAAUCUGAGGUUGCACAAAAAGUGAAAGAACUAGCGAUCUAAGUGGUGUUCUGGGGAAAUUAGGAAUUUGUGAACAGUGUUAAGGCCCCUGUUGUCUUAGGUUUUGUUUUGUUUUGUUUUUUUUGUCUUCUCACCUUGUUACAUUAAUGCCCCUCUCUUUUGAUAUAUUCUCUCUCUCUCUCUCUCUCCCAAUUUUGCUUUAUCCUAUCUCUUCUGAAGAUGUAGUUGUCCAGUUCUGUUUCUGAGCUACAUAUGCAAUAGGUUAAAUUAGCUUCUGUUCUGAAGAUGCGGAACUUUUCGCAGUUUCAGCAACCGAACCAUCCCCUUUUUCCCGUAUCAGUAAUUGAUUAACAUUUUGGGUUUGCAAGUAGUGAUUUAAUUAUACUGCCCCGUACUCGACUCACAAUCAAUAUGAGCUCUAGUGGCUUUGUU
Rhodamnia argentea is the source of this 1882-nucleotide messenger RNA. Its product is annotated as double-stranded RNA-binding protein 2-like. The coding region runs from base 299 to 1492 and encodes 397 amino acids. Gene Ontology annotation, molecular function: double-stranded RNA binding. The record is from RefSeq and is a predicted model, not a curated record. The transcript has 3 exons. NCBI's taxonomy places the organism in Eukaryota, Viridiplantae, Streptophyta, Magnoliopsida, Myrtales, Myrtaceae.